AGGUAAUUAAAACCAACCCGAAGCUCCUUUAAUCUCUGCUCUAAAGGUAGCCCCGAUUAUUGCUGACUUAAGCAUCGGAGUGUCUACCCCGAGAUCCAUCUCGGGGCUUUGCAGGUCAAUCCAAAGAGCAGACGUGGACUGAAGAAGGACUUUUGGUUUGGUACAAUUACAUUUGGCGCCGUCUGUGGGAAUCCAAACUGAAAGCUCCCUUGUUUCUCUUAUCAUGGUUAAUACUCGGUCAGUCCGAGCUGGAAACUCAUCUCAGCCUCUUGGACGAGGUCAGGUCCCCAACAACCUCCCACCUCAGCUUCCACCUCCAAUCCCCAAUAUGUUCUCUCCUGUUGAUCAUGCAGAAGGAGGAGAUGAAAACCAACCUCAUAACUCAGCUCACAACUCAAUUUCCACCGCCAACCAAGAUGUAGUUGCAACUCAGCUUACUGCCAUGCAACAACAGUUUGGUGUUUUUCAGUUAGUAUUGGCUCAGCUCUUAGCUCGGAACAACCCUGGUGAUCCCCUCAUAAAUCUACUUAACCCUGCUCCACAACCCCCAGCUCCACAACAAAACCCUGAACCAGUUCAGCAUGCUCCUACUCAUAAUGAAUCUCAAGGUCAAUCUCAUGUAGCACCAGCUCAGCAACCCCUUCAUGAUGAUGUCACUCGACGUUUAAACAGCUUAGAAAAGCUAGUGGCUGAACAGCGAGGUGUCCCACCUCCAUACCACACUACUAACUCCAUACCUCAUCCUCUGAACACCAACAUCACACUGGAACCCUACCCCGCUGGCUUCAGGAUACCACAACUUGAAACUUAUGAUGGGACGAAGGAUCCCGAUGAUCAUCUACAUGCUUUCUACUCUUGCAUGCAAGCCCAAAACGCCUCUAACAUGUUGAUGUGCAAAAUCUUUCCCUCUACUCUCCAAGGUAAUGCUCGAACCUGUAGAAGGUUGAUCAAGAAAACUACUUUUGAGUUGAUGCGAGUUAAACAAAGGGAUGGAGAAUCUCUGAAGAACUAUAUAAGUAGAUUCAAUGAUACAGUAUUGGAGGUUAGUUCCUUCGACCAGGCCGUGGGGAUUGCAGCUGUGAUCUCAGGUCUUAAACAUGAUAGGUUCCGAGACAGUUUGAUCAAACACCCUGCCACUACCUUUAGUGAGGUGAUUGAUAGGUCCCUGAAAUUUAUAACUGCUGAGGAAUAUGCCCUGGCGCAGAACCCAACCCCCUCUAAGAACCAAAACCCCGAUUGGAGAGAUGAGAACCUGAGCAGGAAAUGGAUGAGAAUAGCACAGAACCGAGAUCCGGUGUCAACCUCCACACCGAGAUUUGGAAGACCGAACUCAGCGCCCCCACAACAGCCUGCAGGUAGAGCUCCAAUUACUUGGACCCCUUUUAACCUACCAAGAUCACAGUCAUACAACAGAGCAAUGCAACAGUCUGAGGGACAACAGCCUCAAGGACUCCGUAAUCCACCAAACAAGCAAGGAGUGGGAUAUCAACAAGCCCCACCUCCUCUUCCACCACCAGCCAAAAUUAUACACAUUAUUACAAGAGGAUUGGAAGCAAGGGGGAUGAGCUCCAAGCAAAGGAAGUUGUAUGUCAGAGAGGUCAAGCACCAGAAUCGAGCUCAAAAGAGGAAAAUUGAUGAUGCUGACUGGAAAGAACAACCGACCACUUUUACACCUGCUGAUUUUGAAGGGGUGGUAACACCUGACAAUGAUCCUUUGGUCAUCUCUGUAAUGAUCAACAAUUGUCAAGUCCAGCAUAUACUUGUUGACACUAGCAGCGCACCUGACAUCAUUUCCAGUCGAAGGGGUCCUAACCAUGAACGUUGCAUUUGGAAGCGGCUGAACCUAUAUGACCCCUUCCAUUCGGUUUCUGGUGGUCAAGAUGCCUUCCUCUUGCAAUGUUGUCAUUGGCAGGCAAACAUUAACAGAGAUCCGAGCUGUGGUCUCUCAAUCUCAUCUUUGCAUGAAAUUUCCAACCCCCAUGGGCAUAGCAACACUCAGAGGCAAUCAGGAAGUAGCCAGACAUUGUUACCUCACUUCGGUCACGAGGCCACAGAAAAACAAGGACCAACCAGUCGAAAUAAAGAUAUUGAAGAGGUACAGAUUGAUGACAGAGAUUUGACCAGGAAAACACAGAUAGGAACUCGGCUGAGCCCCGAGGAGAAAACAGAGCUGAUAGCCUUUCUCCGAACUAACAAAGAUGUUUUUGCAUGGACCUCAGCAGAUAUGUCGGGAAUUCUCACUUCGGUUUCUCAACAUAAACUUAGCACCAAUCCACUCAAGAAACCAGUAGCCCAGAAGCGGCGCCUCUUCAGGGGGGAGAGGCUAAAGGUCAUCAAAGAAGAAGUUGAAAAACUCUUACAAGUUGGCUUCGUUAGACGGGUCGAUUAUUGUGAAUGGGUCGCCAAUCCUGUGUUGGUGAAGAAAGCAAAUGGAAAAUGGCAAAUGGCGGAUGUUCCAAUGGCUUUUGAGGAUGAAGAAAAAACCUCGUUCUAUGCCGGUGAUGAAAUCUAUUGCUAUGUGAUGAUGCCCUUCAGCUUGAAGAACGCAUGUGCCACUUACCAGAAGAUGGUUACCAUCGUAUUCCGAGCUCAAAUAGGCCGAAAUCUGGAAGUUUAUGUUGAUGAUAUAGUGGUGAAAAGUUUGAAAGCUGGAGAUCACUUAACCGACCUCAAUGAGACAUUCAACAAUCUCAGAAAGAACAGAAUGAGGCUGAAUCUAGCAAAGUGCAUCUUCGGCGUGGAGUUGGGAAAAUUUCUAGGCUUCAUGGUGCCAAAAAGGGGGAUUGAGGUUAACCCCGAGAAGAUCAAAGCAGUAGUCGAGAUGGAACCACCGAAGUCGAUAAAAGAUGUACAGCGGUUGACAGGGAGAGUGGCAGCUCUUCAUAGAUAUUCUAUUGCUGAGAAAGCAGCCUUAGCAAUUGUCACUUCGGCCAGGAAACUGAGACCAUAUUUCCAAUCACACCCGAUCAUAGUUCUCAUGGAUCAACCCCUCAAACAAAUCUUACAGAAGCCAGAAUGCUCAGGAAGAUUGAUCAAAUGGGCAGUUGAACUGGGAGAAUUUGAGAUAACAUUCCAGCAGAGGUCAGCAAUACAAGCUCAGGCUCUUACAGAUUUCAUAGUAGAAUGCACCUCGGCCCACUCUGGUUCCCAGUCUGAGCUGGACAGCUGGAUUCUGUAUGUAGAUGGAGCAUCAAGUCAUAAAGGUUUUGGCGCUGGUGCAAUCCUACUUGGCCCAGAUGGGUACAGAAGUGAACAUGCUCUAAAAUUUAAUUUUGAUGCCACCAACAAUAUGGCUGAGUAUGAGGCUCUGUUACUUGGCUUACAGUUGGUAGUAAAACUGAAGGUUGCAAUGAUACAAAUAUACAGUGAUUCACAACUAGUAGUCAAUCAGAAAUUCCAUUUGAGCAAAAUGCCCCGAGCUAAAAAUGAACAAGCAGAUUCCCUCUCCAAAUUUGCUUCUGAUGGCAACCGAAGCUCCAGAUCGGUCUUUGUCAAAAUUCUAGACGAGCCUAGCUUCUCAAAGCCAAGAAUGAUGGAGAUCAGCACAGAUCCUAACACACUGAGUUGGACAAAUCCAAUUAUCUCAUUUCUACGAGAUGGUACAGUGCCUGCAGAUAAACAGGAAGAAAUGAGGUUGAGGAAGAAAGCAUCUCGGUAUACCCUUGUUAAUGACGUCCUUUACAAGAGAUCUUUCUCACUCCCUCUACUUCGCUGCCUGAGCCCUUACGAGGUUGAAUACGCACUUCGGGAGGUGCAUGAAGGUGUCUGCGGAAGUCACAUUGGUGCUCGAACUUUGGCCCAUAAAGUCCUUAGACAAGAAUAUUACUGGCCCAACAUGUGUAAAGAUGCCACUAAAUUCGUACAGAGGUGUCAGAAAUGUCAGUUCUUUGCACAUCUAAUUCACCAAGCAGCAAAAGAGCUCACUACUCUAAUAGCACCUUGGCCUUUUGCUCAGUGGGGGCUUGACCUUUUAGCUCGCCCGUUAUCCAAUCUCACCUCCAAGAAGGUCAAAGACUUUGUUUUCAGCUCAAUCAUCUGCAGAUAUGGGAUCCCGAAUCAGAUUGUGGCUGAUAAUGGAACUCAGUUCAACUGCUCCUCUUUUAGAGAUUUCUGCUCUAGUUAUGAGAUCAAAUUGCGGUUCACCUCGGUAUACCACCCAAAAUCCAAUGGGAUGGUAGAAUCUGUCAACAAGGUUAUACUCGAGGGGAUAAAACCAAGGUUAGAGCUGCACAAGGCCAAGUGGGCAAAUGAGCUCAAUAACGUCCUCUGGGCAUACAAAACCAUGAGCCAAACUACCAUAGGUGAAACACCUUACCACCUGGCCUUUGGUACCGAAGAAGUCAUUCCUAUCGAGAUAGGAGUCCCAAGCUUCAGGGUCACCCAUUUCGAUGAAAGACGAAAUGGAAAAUUGUUUCAGGAGAACCUUGAUCUGCUUGAUGAAGUCAAGGAAGAAGCACGGCUUCGAACUCUUGUAUACAAGCAGAAAAUAGCCAACUUCUACAACAAACGAGUUCGAGCCCGAACAUUCAAAGUAGGAGACCUUGUUCUCAGGAAAGCUGGUCUAACGAGGUUCAAGACUCGAUUCGGAAAAUUAGCACCAAACUAGGAAGGCCCCUACGCUGUAGCCGAAGUGUCGCACCCAAGUGCUUAUAUCCUACGGGACACUGAAGGCAAAAGGGUUCGGGACACUGAAGGCAAAAGGGUUCCUAGAGUCUGGAAUGUCAAUAACUUGAAGAAAUUUUACCCUUAAUACACCUCUUUCUAGUAAACUUUGUCUUAUUUU
Messenger RNA from Rubroshorea leprosula, 4783 nucleotides. The record is from the annotation of a GenBank genome assembly. NCBI's taxonomy places the organism in Eukaryota, Viridiplantae, Streptophyta, Magnoliopsida, Malvales, Dipterocarpaceae.